Penicillium verhagenii is the source of this 1692-nucleotide messenger RNA. RefSeq lists its product as uncharacterized. Gene Ontology annotation, biological process: transmembrane transport. Bases 1 to 1692 code for a protein of 563 amino acids. The record is from RefSeq and is a predicted model, not a curated record. Gene Ontology annotation, molecular function: myo-inositol:proton symporter activity. Gene Ontology annotation, cellular component: membrane. Lineage: Eukaryota; Fungi; Ascomycota; Eurotiomycetes; Eurotiales; Aspergillaceae. The transcript has a single exon.
AUGAGGGAUAAUUUGGAGGAAAAGCCCGAAGCCAUGGGCAAAGAGUUCAGUGAUGAACUCACGCCCGAGGAGCGUGAGCAUGAGAUCGAGUCACGCGACUUGCAGAGCCACCAGUACCUCGACAACGAAUCACUACACGACAGGAUUGCCUUCGCGCAGAUACCAGUGCACAUGAGGAGUCCUCGCAUGCUAGUUAUCACGCUGGGUGUGUUCGCAGCCUUCAGCGGCAUGCUGAGUGGAUUAGACCAGUCGGUAAUCUCGGGCGCGUUGCCUGGUAUCCGCAAGCACUUUAUCGCGUCCGGCGUGUGGACGAGCAUGGAUGACCCGAAACUAGCGACCGACAUUUCACUGAUUUCUUCACUGAUGCCGCUAGGCGCAAUGGCCGGCGCCUUCAUCAUGACGCCGCUGAACUUCUACUUUGGACGUCGCAACUCGAUUAUAAUCUCGUGUUUGUGGUACACACUGGGAGCGGGACUUUGUGCGGGCUCCCGCAGCGUGAGCAUGCUGUUUGCCGGCCGAUUCAUUCUGGGCAUCGGUAUCGGUAUCGAAGGCGGCUGUGUCGGUAUCUACAUCUCGGAGUGUGUACCACCAGAGGUGCGUGGUAACCUGGUUUCGGUGUACCAGUUAAUGAUCGCAUUCGGCGAGAUUGUCGGAUACGCGGCUGGUGGUGUAUUCUUUGAAGUCCGAUCGGGCAGCUGGCGCUGGAUGCUGGGCUCGUCUCUUUUGUUUUCGACGAUCCUCCUUGUCGGAAUGUGCUUCCUGCCAGAAUCACCGCGUUGGCUGGUAUCCAAGGGCAAGUACGGGCGCGCGUGGCAGGUGUGGAAGUCACUGCGCGACAUGGCGGACCCGAGAAGCCUGGACGAGUACGUGGCGAUGGAAGUGACGGUCAAAAAUGAUGUCGAGCGCUCUGCGAGCGAGAAAUGGUAUCAAAGGUACCUAGAAGUAUGCAGGGAGCCGCGUAACCGACGCGCGCUUGUCUAUGCCACGGCAAUGAUCUUUUUCGGGCAGAUGACGGGCAUCAAUGCAGUGAUGUACAACAUGUCGAACCUGAUGGCCAAAAUGAACUUCAACGAUCGCGAGUCAGUCCUGAUGUCGAUGGUGGGCGGCGGCGCGCUGUUUUUGGGAACGAUUCCCGCCGUGUUCACAAUGGAUAAGUUCGGACGACGCGUCUGGGCACAAAAUAUCCUGAUGUUCAUUGUGGGCAUGGUGCUCGUGGGAGUUGGCUAUUUAUACACCAACAAUGGCGUUGAUUACUUCAAUGAGCACAAGUCAAUUGCCUUGGGGUUGUUUUUCUCCGGCCUGGUGUUGUACAUGGGCUUCUUUGGCGCGUAUUCGUGUCUGACCUGGGUAGUUCCAGCGGAGAGCUUUGAUUUCAACACCCGCAGCCAAGGUAUGGCGAUCUGCUCUGCAUUUCUGUAUUUGUGGUCAUUCAUCGUGACGUACAACUUCGAGGGGAUGCAGAAGGCGAUGACCUAUACCGGUCUGACGAUCGGUUUCUUCGGCGGCUUGGCAGCGCUAGGCUUCUUCUACCAGCUGUUCUUUAUGCCCGAAACCAAAGACAAAACCCUAGAGGAGAUCGACGAGUUGUUUUUGAUGCCGACUAGUAAGCUGGUUGCGUUGAACACGAGCAAUCUAGUCAAGCACUUUCGGCCGCGACACAAGCAGGAACAAGUCGACACCUGCAACCCCUAA